Molecule: messenger RNA, 4005 nt
Organism: Pristis pectinata (smalltooth sawfish)
Lineage: Eukaryota; Metazoa; Chordata; Chondrichthyes; Rhinopristiformes; Pristidae
Product: arf-GAP with Rho-GAP domain, ANK repeat and PH domain-containing protein 1-like
Exons: 30
Coding region: 88-3603 (1171 amino acids)
Biological process (GO): signal transduction; positive regulation of GTPase activity
Molecular function (GO): phosphatidylinositol-3,4,5-trisphosphate binding; GTPase activator activity
Source: RefSeq, a predicted model, not a curated record
UUGGUGUUUGACAGGAGAGGGGACAGUGCUGGGGAGAGCCCAAGCAAGUUCUUCAGCGAUGAGGACAACACAGAUGACUACGAGACGAUGCAGAACUUCCCUCGACUGUGCUCCAGUUUGGAUGACCUUCGCCUGGCCACGCUGACGGGAGAUGAUUCAGCGGACGGGGAGGGGAGCGGUCUCUCCGAGAGGGUGCUGGACAUACAGAUCUCCUCUGCCCCUCCCACCAGCUGCGCAGUGGAGACCAGUCAACUCUGCCCACUCAUUAAAUCCGGGUGGCUGGACAAGAAUCCACCGCAGGGCUCCUACAUUUACCAGCGACGUUUUGUCCGACUGGAUGCAGACUAUUUGAGAUACUUCGAGAAUGAGAAGGAAGUUUACUCCAAGCGAGUUAUCUCCGUCAGAUCCAUCACUCGGGUCUCCUACGUCGGUGAGCAGAAGUUCGAGGUCGUCACGUCCAACCGGACCUUUGUGUUCCGGGCAGAGAGUGACGGAGAACGGAAUGACUGGGUGCGAGUGAUCCAGCAGACGGUGGAGGAGAGGAAGGAGAGGCAGGAGCUGAGGGGGACUCGGGUCUCCGAUUACUUCCUGCGGGAAAGCAUCUCAGAACUGGGAGAGAAGUAUGGAUACCUGGAGCUGCGGGCUUCCCGGAAUAAGGUCUAUGUGUCCAUCCGUGGGGACAAGGUGUGGCUGUACAAGAACGAGGAGGAUCACCGGCUGGGAAUCGGCAUCACGUCGGUGGAGAUGAACGUGGCCACGGUGAAGGAGACGGACAGGCGGGGAUUCGACCUCACCACACCGUACAGAACCUUCAGCUUUGUGGCGGAGUCGGACUCGGAGAAGGACGAUUGGGUUGAGGCGCUGAGGGAGUCCACGGCCGAGGCCCUGUCCAACUACGAGGUGGCGGAGCAGAUCUGGGCAUUGGAGCCGAACACUGUGUGUGUGGACUGUGGGAUCCCCAAACCAGAGUGGGCCUCCAUCAACCUGUGUGUGGUCAUGUGCAAGAAGUGUGCAGGGGAGCACCGAGCUCUGGGACCAGGGAUCUCCAAAGUCAGGAGCCUGAAGAUGGACAAGAAAGUGUGGACCAAGCAGCUGAUUCAGCUGUUCCAGUAUAUUGGGAAUCGGAAGGCCAAUUGCUUCUGGGCAGCCAACGUGCCACCGAGCGAGGCCAUCUACGAGAGCAGCAACAGCAUGGACCGCAAGCACUUCAUCAGCGCCAAGUACCGGGAAGGGAAGUACCGCCGAUACCACCUGCUGUUCGGGAACCAGGAGGAACUGGACAAGGCACUGUGCGCGGCCGUGGUGACCAGUGACCUGGAGGAGACGAUGUCGCUGGUGUUCUGUGGGGCGGACACCGGCUGUUUCUCGGGAGACCCCAGUUACCCGACCCCCAUCGAUCUUGCUCAGCAGGCUGGCCAGGUGCUGCAGGUGGAGUUCCUCCUCCAGAACAGAAACUCAGAGACCCCCCGCUUGGAGUUAAGCAACAUAGACAAGCAAUACUACGUGGCCCCCCAGUCCAUCACUCACAAUGGCUUCCUCUACAAGACCGCCUCGGUGGGAAAGCCAAUCACAGAGAGGAAGUCCAAAGAAGAGUUCAGCAAGCGGUGGUGCGUUUUGGACAAUGGCGUGCUCAGUUACUACGAAAGUGACAGGAACUCCACACCCAAUGGAACGAUCGACAUGCGUGAGGUGGUGUGCCUGGCCCUCAGCAGCCCUGCUGCCCACGGGUUUGAACACACGUUUGAGGUUUUCACGGACUCGGAGCGCCUGUUUAUGUUUGGGACGGACAGUGCAGAGUCCAUUAAAGAGUGGGUCAAAUCCAUCGCCAAGUCCUUCCUCCCUCCGGCCGUUGACCUGAUGGACCACGACUUUGAGAGGAUCGGCCGGCUGCUCUACAAGGACGGUCUGAGCCUGGAGCAGGCCAAGCUGGGCUGGUUCGCGCUGGAGAAGUCCACGCUCUACGUCUGGUUCAAGGACUCAGACAAGGAGGAGGUCAUCAACCUCCGCAAGCUGCAGGAGUUGUCGGAGCAGUCCGACCACGAGGUCCUGGUGUUGGUGGAGAAGAGGCGGACUCUGUACAUCCAGUCGGAGAGGAAGCUGGACUUCCUUGGAUGGGCAGCAGCUAUCCAGAAGGCAGCGGACAGCACUGGCAACACCUUGUCUGAGCAGCAGUUGACGGAUGAGGACAUUCCUGUUCUGGUGGAACGUUGCGUGGCGUACAUCACGCAGUACGGCUUAACUUCCGAAGGCAUCUACAGGAAGAGCGGGCAGAAAUCAAAGACCACCAGCCUGCUGGAGAUGUUCCUGAAGAAUGCUCGCAGUGUCCGGUUGAGGGAAGGGGAGCAUCAAGUCGACGACGUGUCCAACACUUUGAAACGGUUCUUCAGGGAGAGUAUUGGAGAGAGUAUCUUCACGGACAACGCAUACCAAGACUGGCUCCACACAUCAAUGAUUCCCGAAGAGUGGUUGAAGAUUCAGCAGUAUCAGCAACUCUUCUCCAACCUGCCUAGAGUCAACCGUGCCACGCUCAAAGCCCUGAUCAACCAUCUCUACUGUGUACAGAAGGUGUCCGACAAGAACCAGAUGACCACGCACAACCUGGCCAUUGUCUUUGGGCCCACGCUGUUCCAGACCGACGGCCAGGACAACAAGGCCGGCCGGGUGGUCGAGGACCUUGUCAACAACUUCAUCCACCUCUUCAACGUGGACGAGCAACAACUGAAGCGACAGCUGGACGAGAUCGUCAGCAUCAUCCGACUGCGGGACACCUGCGUGAUGCAGUCCGGCCAGAAUGCCGGGGACUUUAUCUGCACCGUGUACCUGGAGGAGAAGAAAGCCGACUGCGAGCUGAGUCUGAAGGUCCCAGCCACCAUGACUGCCCAGGAGUUGACCAACGACGUUUUGUAUCUCCGCAAGCUAAUUACCAAGGAGAAGGACAACUGGUGUUGCUUUGAGGUGAUCGACAGGGAGGAAAUGGAGCGCCCCCUCCAUCAUACGGAGAAGGUGUUACCCAUCCUGCACUCGCUGGGUGCCGACAGCUACAUGGUGGUGAAGAAAAACACGGCCAUAGAAACCAUGCUCAUGUACCUGGGCAGUAAGGUUGCGGAUCAGAAGCACGGGAUGGUGAGGUUCCGGGAGGAACGGAAGCUGGGCCUGGGCACCGGGAGCUUCAGCGACCGUUACUUCAUGCUGACCGACGGCAUCCUCCGACUCUUCAAGGAAGUGAGGAGUAACAAGCCGGACAAGGAGUGGCCCGUCAAGAGUCUAAAGGUCUACCUUGGCGUGAAGAAGAAGCUGAAACCACCGACAUGUUGGGGAUUCACCGUCAUAUAUGAAAACAAAGAGAAGCACGAGAGGCAGCAGUGGUAUCUGUGCUGUGACACACAGAUGGAGCAGAGGGAGUGGAUGGCAACCUUCCUGUAUGUCCAGCACGACGGCAUCAUCUGGCCCUCGAAUUCCGUGUGCUCCCGGAGCUCCCGCCAACCCUCGGAAUCCAGGCUAGGAAACGUCUCCCUGAUCCCGUUACGGGGCAGUGCCAAUGAAAUGAGGAACAGCGUGGCUGCUUUCGCUUCUGACCCACUCUCCAUCUUUAAGAAGGUAUGAAAUCUCGGCCUCAGCUCAAGGGGGCUCAGGAAUCUGCAACCAGAGCAGCUGAACCGAAAGAAGUGGGUUGUCUGCUGAGAAGAGAGCACGAAUAAAUGGAUGUCGGAGAUUAGAGACCCCUGAGCUUGGGAACACCAUAGAACUGACACUAGAGGCGAGGGAGACUCUGGAUUGUGCAGGCUGUCAACAAGGAGAAAGAACCUUAUUUAAAAGAUUUGAAUACAUUAUGUAAAACUGUUGUAGCAUAGAUAACGUUAAAUGUGAUCUGUACAUAUUUUUCAUUCUCCAUCCUCUUGGGACAAGCUGAGAAUCGGUUUAUUUAAUUCAUUCCUGAUUUCCUUUGUGCCAUUGUCUAGUCUGUGAAGCGGUCGGCCAAAUGUGAAUAGAUUGGGAAGAAACCAA